AUGCAAAUCUUCAUGAAAACCCUGACUAGGAAGACCAUCACGCUGGAGGUUGAGUUGUCUGACACCAUUGAUAAUGUGAAGGCGAAGAUCCAGGACAAGGAGGGCAUCCCACCAAACCAGCAGCGCCUCAUCUUUGCUGGUAAGCAGCUGGAGGAUGGCCGCUCACUUGUAGACUACAAUAUCCAGGAGGAGUCCACGCUCCACCUAGUGUUGCGCCUCCAUGGUGGUCAGUGA
Messenger RNA from Miscanthus lutarioriparius, 234 nucleotides. The record is from the annotation of a GenBank genome assembly. Lineage: Eukaryota; Viridiplantae; Streptophyta; Magnoliopsida; Poales; Poaceae.